AUGGGCGUGACGAAAGAAGAUGCGCGCAGGAGCGCAGCGCAGGCGGUGCAGUACGAGGCUGAAGGAAAACGGUACAAUGCAUUGCAGAUGUACACAGAUGCGGUAGAAAAGUACCUCGAGCUUGCGCGAAGCACGCCGACAGAUCAGUCGUUGACGAUGCGCUUGUUGGCGCGCGCCGAACGAUUGCAGCGCACGCUUGCGGAGGACGGCGAAGGAGCGUACCCACGCUGGGAAAGCAAAGAAAAUUUCACGUUAGUGAGCACACCGGCGCUCUCUGCACGCCAGGUGCGCGAAGGUGCUUCGUACCGACGAAGCAAUGCGCCUAUCUACGACCCUAUGUCGCCCAUCCGCGGAGAUGGGAUCACUCAAGGCUCCGUCACAAACUGCUCGUUCGUCGCUGCAAUAUCGGCCGCAGCAGCGCAUGAUACUCGUUUCGGCACUUCGCUUGCGCACGGUGCAUUAUACCCACGCCUCGAUGCAGGUCCAUGCGCGGCCCUCGACGCGCGCCACACGGCACGCUUAUACCUAAACGGAUAUGCGCGGUGCAUUGCGGUGGAUGAGAAGCUGCCUAUGCGCGCGCCCGAUUCGUAUGCAUGUGCCAUGCCCGUCGGUCGGCCCCAGCUGUGGCCUGCAUUGCUCGAAAAAGCGUUUCUAGCUGCGCAAAGCUCUGACUAUGACUUCCAUGGAUCGGACGGGACAGCAGAUCUGUACAUGCUCACGAGUUGGAUCCCUGAGCACAUUGCGCUACACCAUGCGAGUUUCCAGCGCGAAAAAGGCUGGAUGCGAUUCUUUCGCGCGUGGCAAGAGGGGCGUUGCCUGCUCACGGCAGGCACAGGUGCACAGAUUGACGCAUCCGCCGCGCCAGCACUGCGUGAACUUAUUCCAGAGCAUUGCUACAGCGUUGUGGGGUUGUGCGAGACACAGUUGGAACGACAAGUGAUGUUGGUGAACCCUUGGGGCGCUGCCACGCUGCGGUGUACCUGGGAAGAAUUUUGCACUGCAUUCGACACGCUCGGCGUGAACUGGGACCCAAGUUGCUUUGCACACUCGUGCACUGUGCAUGGCUCGUGGGACGAGAGUUUUGAUGUGGGGCUGCGGCCCGAGCGCUCCGAUGUCGCAUUGAGCGACCAGUACCAGCUUGACGUGCCGCCCGAGACGCAAGUAUGGAUCCAUUUGGAGCGGCACAAGGGCUACAGUAGUACCUCUGAGCCAGAGUACAUUGCUCUACACGCAUUCCUGAACAACAUCGGCGAGCGCCGCGCACAGGUAGAACGCGGCGGGGAUAUGGGGACAUAUCUUGACGGACGGCACACGCUGCUGCGUAUUCCGGAGCACAGCCGUGCAGUACAGUAUGCCCUCGCCGUGUCGCGCCACGGGCCCGCGAUACGCCCUUAUCCGUCGUACACUGUGCAUGUAUACGCGCAAAACCCAGUAUCCAUGUACGCGCUGCACCACAAUUUUCCGUUUCACUGCGUUGUGCACGGAAAAUGGCAGGGCCGUGCAGCAGCUGGAAACUCGCACUCUCCAUGCUUCCGCCACAAUCCGCAGUUCCGUGUUGUGGUGCGCGAUGCGCCAGGCACGCUCCCAAGGCUCCAAGCGCUCUUAACGACGGACUCGGACAUCCCUGUGCACAUCGAUAUGCUGCGCUCGCAAAGCCAGCGCGUCACGAGCAUUGACACGCGUACCUUGCUCGCAAGUAGUGGAGCGUACACACACGGACUCGCACUUUGCAAUCUCCCGGCGAUCCAGCCAGGCACCAGCACACUCAUCGCCUCGACGUUUGAGCCACACAAAGCUUCGUUUACAUUGCAUGUCUACUGUACAAACGCGCUCGAUCUCGAGCCUAUACCCGCCGAAGGCGCAGGAAUGUACCACCGAAGCGCGUCACCGCGCACGCCGCCGUGUUGGAAUAUUGCCGUGCAGCGCACGGCUACUAUUUCACUGGUCGUCGCCGCGCGCGGCCAAGGCCCUCGGCUUGCCUUGUGCGAUUCACAAGGUGGUUGUGUGACACAGAGUGGCCCUACGCCUGAACCGUGCUCCCAGCUCACCGCCAAGCUUGAAUGCGGCGCGUACACGCUGACCGUGUCCGACACACCCAUCUCAGUAGACGUAUACAGCACUGAGCCGUGCACGCUCACGUAA
Malassezia vespertilionis is the source of this 2142-nucleotide messenger RNA. It is a transcript of the gene RIM13, whose product is annotated as cysteine protease. Gene Ontology annotation, biological process: proteolysis. The coding region runs from base 1 to 2142 and encodes 713 amino acids. Gene Ontology annotation, molecular function: calcium-dependent cysteine-type endopeptidase activity. Lineage: Eukaryota; Fungi; Basidiomycota; Malasseziomycetes; Malasseziales; Malasseziaceae. The record is from RefSeq and is a predicted model, not a curated record. The transcript is spliced from 3 exons.